Molecule: messenger RNA, 1301 nt
Organism: Opisthorchis viverrini
Lineage: Eukaryota; Metazoa; Platyhelminthes; Trematoda; Opisthorchiida; Opisthorchiidae
Exons: 10
Biological process (GO): mRNA splicing, via spliceosome
Cellular component (GO): spliceosomal complex
Source: RefSeq, a predicted model, not a curated record
ACUCCUGCUACUGCUGUACAGAAACGUGAAGCACAAAUAAACAAGAAAGAGAUACGCGAAUAUAUUACCGCCAUCGAGGAUAAUGUCAUACACUCCACCAAUCCAGCUCCCACACAGUUAGUCAUCCCCUUGAUUCAUAGUAAACAUGGGAUUCGGAGACGAAUGCAAGCUGCAACUCGUUCAGCCACUUCCACAACAGAUGCGCUCACUCAACAGGCGUUGGAGGAACUAGCGGCCGCUGCCCAGUGCACUUGUAGAUUCGGAUGCGGUAGGUUGCUCCAGUUUAAUAUUUACCUUUCUCAGUCCGGAGAAGUAAACUACGAGGCGAUUCCGGUGGAAUCGUUCGGUCUAGCUGCCCUGGCUGGGAUGGGCUUCAAUCCGGAAGACUUAAAGUCGGCAACUGGGCAACCUAUCGGUUCCAUUCGCCCUAAAGGGCUCGGAUUGGGUGCAGAUCCGCGAGUCCUACAAACGCCGAAGCCGGAGGAAAACGAUGAAUCUAAGAAGAAGUUGGAAUGGACUACAGGAGCUCAUUGUCAGGCCGUAUUGGGGAAAUACAAAGGAAAAUACGGGACGAUCAAUGGAAUGGACGGUGACACUGGACGAGUUAUCGUCAAGUUUACAAUUUCCAAGGAGAUCGCCUCCGUCCUUCAGCCCAUGCUGCGUCUUGUCCCUGAAAAGGAAUACAGCAAGUAUGCGAACUGUUUGAACCAAUCAGAAGUGGAUUUAUACAAAGCGGAAGAGGAACAACUGCAGCAACAGGGAGCAGCCGAUCCAUGCAAGUCUUUCUCAUCCUACAACGACCGAUUUCCCUACAGCAAGAUAGAGCGGGAUUCCUACGUACCGCCUCAUAAACCCAGUCAUCAGCCCAAACCCCACGACCCAUAUUCAUGGGUUCGACCCAAACUAUUGGUCAGACUUCUGGACCGUCACUAUCUGAAUGGAAAAUACUACAGACAAAAAGUCACUAUCACCAAAGUGGAUUCUGGACUUUGUACCUGUGUGACACGAUCCGGAGAAGUACUUGAAGGAAUCCACCCAAAGUAUCUGAAGACGGUGAUCCCCGAAUGCAAUAAUACAAUGGUCAUGAUCCUUCAUGGGCCUCGUAAUGGAGAGAUGGCCAAGCUGAUGGAAAGACACUUGGAAACGAAUGAGGUUGACCUGCGAACACGGGCAGGGACAAUGAUAUCACUCAGAUACGAUCAAAUAUGCAUGGUUUCUGACUGACUUACAUUUGGACUCUUACACCAUUCCCCGUCCCCAAUGUAAAAAAACCCCAUCUCUUUUAAAUACAUUGUCAGCGA